UGUGUGUUUCUGUCUCCCUCCCUCGCCUAUCCCCUCUCUCUCUCUAUCUGCAGAUUUCAAAACAUCAGUGACUCCUUUCCAUUCGCUUCUUAGUGGCCAUGUAAAUUGGAUCAGCAAAGGCACAGCAACUUUUCCUCCCUGUGCCUCCCCACCCAGCUAUUAAAGAUGCAGAUUUUGAAUGGGCUAUGAAGUUCAUCAAGCAGCUGGUGGAUCAAACAAAAAGGUUUGCGUUUUGAAUCACCGAUCAUUUGCAACUGCAUAGUCCUUUAUACCAGCACAAAACCUGGGAUUUGAUCUCCUUCAAAGCUUUGACAGCAUGUCUUCUCCAACAAUGAGCUCAACUGCGCAGCCAGGUCUUUUGUCUGCAGUUCCUCUGGCAUCUAAAAGAGACUCUACAUUCGACUCAGAUGGAGUUUCAGGACGUGAGCAACUCCUGGCAAAGCAAAGAAUGCACAGCAUGAUCAGUACAGAUGUAAAGUCUGAGGUUCCUAUGGGGUUGGAACCCAUCACACCUCUUGAUUUACGGACAGAUCUCCGUACCGGAAUGCCCAUUAUUGACCCAGUUUUACGAGAGAAGCAACUCCACCAAGAACUCCUACUUAUUCAGCAACAGCAGCAAAUUCAGAAGCAACUCCUCAUAGCAGAAUUUCAGAAGCAGCAUGAAAAUCUAACAAGGCAACAUCAGGCUCAACUCCAAGAACACUUAAAGCAAGAACUUCUUGCGAUGAAGCAGCAGCAGGAACUACUAGAGAGAGAAAAGGAGCACAAACUAGAACAGCAGAGACAGGAACAGGAAGUAGAACGCCACCGUCGGGAACAGCAACUGUCUGUCUCUCGGAACAAAGAGCGAGUAAAAGAAAGAGCUGUUGCCAGCACAGAGGUAAAACAGAAACUUCAAGAGUUCCUCUUGAGUAAAUCUGCAACUAAAGAAACACUUACUAACGGAUCCAGUCAUUCCAUGGGCCGCCACCCUAAGCUGUGGUACACAGCGGCACACCAUACCUCAUUGGAUCAAAGCUCUCCUCCGCUAAGUGGGACCUCUCCAUCAUAUAAGUACACUCUCCCAGGAAUGCAAGAUGCUAAGGAUGAUUUCCCACUGAGGAAAACAGCAUCAGAGCCUAACCUGAAAGUGCGAUCCCGUUUAAAACAAAAAGUAGCAGAGAGGAGAAGCAGUCCAUUACUCCGAAGAAAGGAUGGAAAUGUUAGCAGUUCAUAUAAGAAAAGAAUAUUUGAAGUGACAGAGUCAUCGGUGAGUAGUGGCUCUCCGGGGUCAGGGCCCGGUUCACCAAAUAAUGGCCCAGUUGGCAUAGGCGUGGAAAAUGAAACCUCCAUUGUGUCAUCAAACUGUCAUACAGAGCAUUUGGUUUCACAUCAGCAUUUUGUGCACCAUGAAAAACCAAUAAACCUGCUUAACCUCUACACUUCGCCUUCUUUGCCGAAUAUUACAUUAGGGCUUCCGGCAGCAGCUUCCCAGCUCACUGCCUCAUCUUCAUUAAAAGAAACACAAAUGUAUGACCCUCAGGCUCUCAGGCAGGGGGUAUCCCUGACAGGACAGUAUAGUGCAAGCACCGCUGCGUCUUCAGCUCACACUCACGCCUCUAUGGAAGGGAAAUCUAAUAGCAGCCAUCAGGCCUUACUGCAGCAUUUACUGCUGAAAGAACAAAUGCGUCAGCAAAAGAUUUUAGCUUCAGGUGGGGCUCCACUUCUUCACUCAUCCCCUUUAGUACCAAAGGACAGAGUUUCACCUGCUGGAAGAGUUGCCCACAAACUGCCUCGACAUAGACCCCUCCACAGAACCCAGUCUGCUCCUCUUCCCCAGAACACACUAGCCCAGCUGGUUAUUCAACAGCAGCAUCAGCAAUUUCUAGAGAAGCAGAAACAGUAUCAACAGCAGAUUCAAAUGAACAAAAUGCUUUCAAAAUCAAUUGAACAACUUCGGCAACCUGGUAGCCACCUAGAGGAAGCUGAAGAAGAACUUCAUGGAGAUCAUUCAGCGCAAGAAGAGAGGGCAUCCUCCAUUGUUAACUUAAGAAGUCACAGCACUAUGGAUGUCAGAACUGGACAUAUGGGAUCUGUAAAGGUGAAGGAGGAACCACCAGACAGUGAUGACGAAAUUCAUACACAUCUUGAAUCUCAACAGAAAGCUGCUUUUGUGCAACAGGAGUUCCUGGACCAUCAGCGUAUCCACCAGCUUCAAACCGACCAGACUCAGAUGGACACAGUUGGCAUGGAUGGAUUAGAAAAACAUCGGCCUGUUUCCAGAACUCCGUCUUCCCCUUCUGCUUCCACGUUACCUCACCCAGCUACAGACCAGCCCAUCCAGCAUGUCUAUAAGACUGGUAUUGUCUAUGACCCUGUAAUGCUGAAGCACCAGUGCAUUUGUAGCAACUAUUCCAACCAUCCUGAACAUGCUGGAAGAAUACAAAGCAUCUGGUCAAGACUCCAAGAAACUGGGUUAUUAAACCAAUGUGAGCGUGUUCGAGGUCGAAAAGCCAGUCUUCAAGAAAUUCAGCUGGUUCACUCAGAACAUUAUUCAAUGCUGUAUGGCACCAGCCCUAUGAACAGGCAAAAGCUGGAACCCAGGAAACUUCAAGGUACCCUACCUGAGAAGCCAUUUUCCUUGCUACCCUGCGGAGGACUCGGAGUGGAUAGUGACACCAUUUGGAAUGAGCUGCACUCGUCCGGAGCUGCACGCAUGGCCGUUGGCUGUGUCAUCGAACUGGCUUCCAAAGUGGCCUCAGGAGAGCUAAAGAAUGGUUACGCUGUUGUAAGGCCCCCGAGUCAUCAUGCAGAGGAAUCAACAGCAAUGGGAUUCUGCAUUUUUAAUUCUGUUGCAAUUACUGCCAAAUACUUGAGAGAGAAGCUAAAUAUAGGAAAGAUAUUGAUUGUAGAUCUGGAUGUUCACCAUGGAAACGGUACACAGCAAGCUUUUUACUCUGACCCCAGCAUCCUGUAUAUUUCCCUCCACCGCUAUGAUGAAGGCAACUUCUUCCCUGGCAGUGGAUCCCCAGAUGAGGUUGGAGCUGGCCCUGGAGAAGGAUUUAAUGUUAAUAUUGCUUGGACAGGUGGAUUGGAUCCUCCCAUGGGAGAUAUUGAGUACCUUACUGCCUUCAGGUUACUGGUUAUGCCUAUUGCUAGGGAGUUUAAUCCUGAAUUUGUACUUGUUUCCGCUGGAUUCGAUGCAAUAGAAGGGCAUGGUCCUCCACUGGGGGGUUACCAGCUCACUGCCAACUGUUAUGGUCAACUGAUCAAGCAAUUGCAGACCCUAGCAAAUGGACGAAUAGUUCUUGCUCUUGAAGGAGGACAUGACCUUACUGCCAUAUGUAACGCAUCAGAGACCUGUGUUAAUGUCCUUUUAGGAAAACAGUUGGAACUUCUGCCAGAAGACAUUUUACGUCAGACACCAAACCGGAACGGAAUAGCCUCCUUGCAAGCGACCACUGAAAUUCAGAGUAAAUAUUGGAAAUCAGUGGAAGUAUAUAAGGAAACUCAGUGCAAUUCCCUGGCUGAUAUCCAAGACCGAGAGACAGCUGAGACAGAAGCAGUGUCUGCCAUGGCCUCACUAUCGGUGGAUCCAGUGAAUGACAGCAUGUACGUAUCAUUGUGCAACAUAAACUGAUUACUACAUUUACAAUAAAUACAUUGUAAAAUA
Molecule: messenger RNA, 3652 nt
Organism: Bombina bombina (fire-bellied toad)
Lineage: Eukaryota; Metazoa; Chordata; Amphibia; Anura; Bombinatoridae
Gene: HDAC9
Product: histone deacetylase 9
Exons: 27
Coding region: 317-3619 (1100 amino acids)
Biological process (GO): negative regulation of transcription by RNA polymerase II; chromatin organization
Cellular component (GO): histone deacetylase complex
Molecular function (GO): histone deacetylase activity
Source: RefSeq, a predicted model, not a curated record